AUGAUGGCGAUGAACAUGGGCUUGCUUGAAAUCUUCAUAACAUUCAUUUGCUUCCUUGUCUUCCUAGGUUUCUUGUACCACAAGAAAACUCCGAAGCAUUUGCCCACGAACUGGCCGGUACUUGGGAUGCUUCCGGGUCUGCUCGUCCAUGUCAAUCGUAUCUAUGACGCGAUCACCGACCUCCUUGAAGCCUCCCAUAUGACGUUUUGUUUCAUAGGGCCAUGGCAUAGUGGAACUGACAUAUUGAUCACUGUUGAUCCGGCGAAUGUCCGCUACAUCCUAAGCUCAAAUUUCGAUAAUUACCCCAAAGGGAUGGAGUUCCAGGAGAUCUUUGAAGUCUUGGGAGAAUCUAUUUUCAACGUUGACUCGGAGUUGUGGGAGGAUAUGAGGAACUCGUCUCAUGCCAUCUUUGGCAAUCAAGAUUUCCAAAGGUUUUGGGUGAGUACAAGCGUAAACAAAUUGAAGCAAGGGCUUGUUCCUAUCCUUGCAAACGCUGCUGAGAAAAACAUCCUCGUCGACUUGCAAGAUUUGUUUCACAGAUUCUUGUUCGAUACAUCUUUGAUCUUGAUGACCGGGUAUGAUCCAAAAUGUCUCUCCAUCGAAAUGCCCAAGGUUGAGUUCAGUGAUGCGGUGGAUGGUGUUGCAGAUGGUCUUUUCUAUAGACAUAUGAAGCCGGUUUUCUUCUGGAAGCUCCAAUAUUGGAUUGGAGUUGGAGUUGAGAAGAGUAUGAGAAGAGGCAUCGCGGUUUUCGAUCAAUUGCUCGAGAAGAUCAUAUUGGCUAAACGAGAGGAGAUCAAGAGUCAUGGGAUUCGUGGCUCAAAAGGAGAGGCCAUGGACGUUUUAACGUAUUACAUGACUAUAGACACGACCAAGUACAAACACUUGAAACCGAGUAACGAUAAAUUCAUCAGAGACACUAUUUUAGGGGUUUUGAUAGCGGCAAAAGACACAACAAGCUCAGCUCUCACUUGGUUUUUCUGGCUUCUCUCGAAGAACCCUGAAGCAAUGAACAAGAUCCGGCAAGAGAUUAACAACAAGAUGCCGAAGUUUGAUCCAGCAGAUUUCGACAAGCUUGUGUAUCUAGACGGUGCCGUGUGUGAGACGCUAAGGCUAUACCCAUCGGUUCCGUUUAACCACAAGUCACCGGCAAAGCCAGACGUGCUUCCAACUGGGCAUAGAGUCGAUGAGAAUUGGAAGGUAGUAAUCUCUAUUUACGCAUUGGGUAGGAUGAAGUCUGUUUGGGGAGAUGAUGCAGAAGAUUUCAGACCAGAGAGAUGGAUUACAGACAGUGGAACGUUGAGACAUGAACCUUCGCAUAAGUUCUUGGCGUUUAACGCUGGUCCAAGAAGUUGCUUGGGGAAAAAGUUAACGUUCUUGCAGAUGAAGACAGCGGCUGUAGAAAUCAUACGAAACUAUGACAUUAAGCUCGUUGAAGGGCACAAAACCGAACCUGUUCCUUCUGUUCUUCUUCGCAUGCAACAUGGUCUGAAAGUUAGCGUCACUAAGAUCUAG
Messenger RNA from Thlaspi arvense, 1512 nucleotides. The record is from the annotation of a GenBank genome assembly. Lineage: Eukaryota; Viridiplantae; Streptophyta; Magnoliopsida; Brassicales; Brassicaceae.